Colletotrichum paranaense is the source of this 492-nucleotide messenger RNA. RefSeq lists its product as uncharacterized. Lineage: Eukaryota; Fungi; Ascomycota; Sordariomycetes; Glomerellales; Glomerellaceae. The transcript has a single exon. The annotation marks the transcript as partial. The record is from RefSeq and is a predicted model, not a curated record.
UCAGCAGGCCAGUCAUUUUCGACACCGUAUCUGAUAGUCGCGGGUUGCAAAUACCUGAUCAUUUGUAUCAUCAAACGGUUCGGUUCCGUUGGUCAUGACGCAAGGAGAAAUUGUCUCCCGGUCUCAAUUACCUUUCAAUGCCAGUCGGAGUUGCGGGGAUCACAAUCCCGAUGUGAAAUAUGCAGCAUUCCUCGCAUCAAGAGAAGGAGAUGUGCUCUGGCCCAUCGCGAGGAACAUUGUCUCGUUUCCAACCUCCCUCUGUACGCAUGGGAUUCUCAUUUCCGAUCCAGCGACAAGGCGCCAUCGGCUGCGGCCGAGUUUAGUUUCACGGAUAAUCCGAUCAUCUACCUAUCAGUGACGCAGCUAUCCGUUAGUAGACACAAUACUUGUCUUUCAGCGGUCCGAUUUUGUUGUCAGGCAGCCAGAUAUACGGAUCGCCGCAGUUCACGUUGCAAAGACCUGGCAUUUGUGGCUGUUGGCGAGCAUAGUUGA